CCACCGUGGCACUAACAUAAUUAUAUAUAUAUACAUACAUACACAUCUGCUGUGUCCUCAUCUUAAACAAAUAGUACUCUUUACUUUUUCAUUGAAUUGAAAAAAAAAAAAAAACUGAUGGAUUCCCAAGCAGCAUCAAAGAAGCCAGCGAACGAUGAGGAGCUUGAGAAGUUUUUACACGGAGUGACUAUUGCUAGCGUUGAUGUGCUUCCGAAUAUUAACACGGUUCUGCUUCCUAAGGGAGCUGAUGGUUCGUCGUCUCAGACCGAGAAGGAUUCACCGGCUGAAAAGUCUCCCAAGAAGGCGGCUUGAAAAACGUGUUUCGGUUACAUCUUGUUUUUUUUUAAGGGCUGUUGUUAAUCUGGUUGAAUCCAGUUGAAGAUUAUGUUUUAAGACAUUUGUAAUGAAUGGACUGAUUUCCGGGUAGCUUUCUCGGUUUAUGUUGUAUUAAAUAAAUAAUAAUCUCUUUCUACA
Messenger RNA from Eruca vesicaria subsp. sativa (arugula), 474 nucleotides. NCBI's taxonomy places the organism in Eukaryota, Viridiplantae, Streptophyta, Magnoliopsida, Brassicales, Brassicaceae. The record is from the annotation of a GenBank genome assembly.